Molecule: messenger RNA, 1083 nt
Organism: Apis florea (little honeybee)
Lineage: Eukaryota; Metazoa; Arthropoda; Insecta; Hymenoptera; Apidae
Gene: Gpdh1
Product: Glycerol-3-phosphate dehydrogenase 1
Biological process (GO): carbohydrate metabolic process; glycerol-3-phosphate catabolic process
Cellular component (GO): cytosol
Molecular function (GO): protein homodimerization activity; NAD binding; glycerol-3-phosphate dehydrogenase [NAD(P)+] activity
Source: RefSeq, a predicted model, not a curated record
AAAUAACGCAAGUCUUUUACGUUCAAAGUUGUCCAGUAGUUCUCUUGCUUUGACAGUGUAUGGUUAUUGUUCGUUGUUUUGUAAUCAUUUUCAUUUUACUCUUUUAUAAUUUUGUUAUUAUACUAAUAUAAAUCAAAUUAUGGCAGAAAAACUACGUAUUUGUAUUGUUGGAUCAGGAAAUUGGGGUUCGACUAUCGCUAAGAUAAUUGGAAUAAAUGCUAUUAAUUUUAGUAAUUUCGAGGAUCGUGUUACAAUGUAUGUUUAUGAAGAAAUAGUCAAUGGAAAAAAACUAACAGAAAUUAUUAAUGAGACACAUGAAAAUGUAAAGUAUCUUCCAGGACAUAAGCUUCCGCCGAAUAUAGUUGCAAGGAUAAAAAUAUGGCUCCUAUACUGAAAGAUUUAGUGGAAACAUCAUAUUUUAAAGUUGUAGUAGUUGAAGAUGUUGAUACGGUUGAAUGUUGUGGAGCAUUAAAGAAUAUAGUAGCCUGCGGCGCUGGUUUCAUCGACGGUUUAGGAUUAGGUGAUAAUACGAAAGCUGCAGUAAUAAGAUUGGGCCUUAUGGAAAUGAUUAAAUUUGUAGAUACUUUUUUCCCUGGUGGAAAAAAAUCUACAUUCUUUGAAAGUUGUGGAAUAGCAGAUUUAAUUACAACUUGUUACGGUGGUCGAAAUCGUAAAAUUUGCGAAGCGUUUGUAAAAACGGGCAAGAAAAUCUCUGAGUUGGAAAAGGAAAUCUUACAUGGACAAAAGUUGCAAGGUCCUUUCACUGCUGAAGAAGUAAAUUAUAUGUUAAAAGCAAAAAAUAUGGAAAACAGAUUUCCUCUUUUCACAACUGUACAUCGGAUUUGUAUUGGUGAGACAACACCUAUGGAACUAAUUGAAAACUUACGCAAUCAUCCAGAAUACAUGAACAACGACGUUAACGCACCAAUACUACAAUUACUAUCACCAAGAUGUCACCUAUGAAGAUUAUUUGGAAGAUAUAAAAGAAGAUUAUUGGUAUAAUUAUUUCGAUUUCAAAAACUGUUUUUAUUCAAAACAUAGAUUUCCAUAUCUAUAUUUUGAUAUGGACAAUGUAGCGAUAAC